AUGAUGUCACUGAUCGACCUGGACGACGACCAGCGAUGGGUGCCCACCCACGUCAACGUCACCGUGCUGCGGGCCAGGGGGCUGCGCACCAAGGGCAAGCACGGCAGCCGCUACCUGUACACCAGCAUCCAGGUGGGCAAGGAGAAGUUCACCACGGGGCUGGUGGAGAAGGCGGCGGUGCCCGAGUGGAGCGAGGAGUGCUGCUUCGAGCUGCUGCCCGGGGUCCUGGAGGACGGGGGUCGCGGAGCCUACCCGCCGGGCAGCGGGGACCUGGUGCUCAGCGUCAUGCACCGGGUCCUGAUCGGCCUGGACGUGUUCCUGGGUCAGACCAUCAUCCCGCUGGACCAGAUCUUCAACGAGGGCCAGUGUCCCAGAGACGAAUGGUUCAAGCUCAACUCCAAGGCAGGAAGGAAGGAGAAGGAGCGUGGUGAGCUUCAGGUGACGGUGCAGUUCACCCGCAACAACAUGACGGCCAGUAUGUUCGACCUCACCAUCAAGGACAAACCUCGCUCUGCCUUCGGGAAGCUGAAGGACCGCGUCACGGGGAGGAAGAGGGGCGACGUGGAGUCUUCCUCGGCCAUCGUGCCGGGCCGCUUCGCCGCCCUGUCCGGAUCCCAGGGGCAGCCGUUCGGAGAGGGGGGCGGGGGGGUGGUGGUGAUGGAGUCUCGAGACGCGGCGGCGGCAGCAGAGGAGAAGAGGAGCAAGGUGAAGGAUUUCUUCAAAGGGAAGCUGCGCAAGUCGUCCGACACCAGGUCGUGCUCAUCGCUGGCUUCAGACAGCAGCUUGUCUUCCAUGGCCAGUGACAACCCCGGCCCCCCGCCCAGUCUGGACCUGCUGUCGGACCCCCCCAGCUCGCCCAUCUACACGAGCAAAGUGAGAGUGGACGCCCACUAUGGAGAGGCAGACUUAGCUAAAAAAGUUCUCACCAGUCAACACACCACCAAGGUUCUCACACACAAGCGAGCCCUGAGCGACGAAGCCAGCAAAAUCACAACGGCCCUCUCUCGAUCCAACGCUGCGAUGGAGUCCCUCCGGGGUCAGACCAUGACUCAGUCCAAGUCGUCCUUGUGUAUAAAUGGAAGCCACGUCUACGACUCCGAGCCAUCUCCUCCAAAGAGCUCGGGAGCUCUGGCGUCCAAGCUGGUGCAGCAGGAGAAGAGCUCGCCGCUGUCCCGCUCCCUGCAGAACCUCACCAAGAGGAGCGAGGACAAAGGCUCCUUCGCCGAGGGCCGCCGCUGGUCCUUCGACAAGACCAGGAAAGAGGAAGACAAGGAAGCUCGGGCGUCGUUUAUUCCAAUUCAGCAAGAUCCGUCAGACGGUCGCACCACGCAGGCGUCGACCGUAUCCUCUGCGUCCAGUUCACCUGAAAAAGGGAGGAAGCUGAGGAAGACGUUGUUCUCUGGAGGGAGGAGCGAGUCUCUUCCCGCCAAGUCGGACCUGGCCCAGGCUGCUUCAUCAUCAGAAGGGAGGCUCAGAGGCUGGUUUGGUUCCGGCGACUCGCAGAACAAGCCGAGGCUGGAAGUUUCUCCUAAGGUAGAAAGCACCUCAGCCCCUCCCCUCCCUCCUCUCUCCCCCGCUUCCCCUCAGUGCUCCUCCCCCUCCGGUCACGUCUCACCCGACGACCGCACUCGGUCUCGCCCGCUCACUCCCUCCACCUCACCCUCCUCGCCUCCCCUCUCCCCCUCCAACCCUUUCCUCCCCCAAAUGCAGCGCAACCCCUUCUUUGAGGAGCUCCUAGCCGAGGAGGCGCAGACGUCCCCUCCUCUUGCACCUUGCUCCCCCUCCUCCGGCUUGUCCCCCUUCCAUUACACCACUCUGCCCUGCGCACCCAGUCCCGCUCACGAUGCUCAUGCUUCAAAGACGGCUUCCAUAAGGCGGGAGCGACCCCGGCCCGUGGGCAGACAGAUAUCUCUCCCUGCGUUGUUACCCAAAGCAGCCGCACCGAACUCCCAUAACCACGCCUCUCGCUCCAUGUCCGAGAGCACAGGAGAGUGGGACGACUUUUUUGAUGCUCUUGCCUCGAGCAGGCUGAACUCGCCUAAAGGAAGUGUUCCUCAGAAACGGCUGAGAACCAGCCCGUCAUUUGAUACAUGUAGCUAUGCACUUAACAAUCAUGCACAGGGGCUGCAGACGUGUGAAGAGCAGCCUCCGCCUUUGCCUCCGAGGAGGUUAUUAAGAACUACUCUCAGUGAGAUUUACUCUGACGGCUGGCUGCACAGAGGUCAGGAGCUGGCCGUCCACAAGGAGGCUUACCUCCUCUCCCAGACCGGCGUGGCCUCGCUACAACGUGAACGAGAGGCCGAGUGCAAAAGGAAUGGUCCAUCUCCGGACCCUCAGACGAGCAGCGAGACCUCCGACUCUCCCGGCGUUCCCUCCGAGCAGCACGCAGACGCCACGUCACCGGGAUUAGUCCAAGAAGAAAAGCUGAAAAAGUUCAAAUACGAGCCUUUGGAGUACGACGUUGACUGCUGGGGAGGGAUGCUGUUCGAGCAAGAUCUGUACGGACGCAUGUGCAGAGGAAACUACGGGGAACUCACAGCGAACAACCAUCGUUUGUCAUUGAACGCUGAGGAAAGCGACGGGACUAGUAUCACGUUCAAGAGCUCUGCACCUGAAAUGCUUCUUGACAGUGAAAUCUCUGUGAAAGACGUCACGAACUUAUCAACUACGACUUCCCCAGACUCAGACGAGAAGAUGGACGGUCCCUCUGCUCCGGUAGAGGCGCUAGCAGAGUCUACAACUAAUGAUACUACUUGCAACAACAAUAACGUGGCUUUCUCGUCAGGAGACAUGAACAUGAACGUUUACAACUUAGACUUCACCUUUAUUGACUCGGACGGCUCUUCUCAAUCGGAGGCGGUCGAUACUCUCAAAGGCGUCAGUAGUUUAGGAGCCAUUUCCCCCCCACCGACCGAAGAUUCACUGACUGUUUACCACGCGGAGACGACACCUGAGGAAUUAUUCACUUUAAAGGACACCUACAUACCUGAGAUGAACUCUUCGUUUGAAAUAAACGCUUCCAGUAAACGGUGCAAAGUGUCUCCAGUUCUCCAGGACUGUCACUGGGAGCUGAACAACUUGUUACCACGUGAUCAGUCCAGGGGAAACGACAGCGAGGAGAUCACUGCGCUGUCGUCGCAAAAUCAAACACCAUCCGAUCUUCACGUUGAGUUCAGAGACGAUAAAACAAGAAACAACGGUAGUUCUCAGAAGACUCAAAAGGACAGUGAUGAUAAUGGUAACCCAGAAGCCCGGCUGGCCUCACAGCAGCAGACCGAGGUGUUUUCCGGAGUUGUCAGCGCACGUUUUAGACCCAAAGGUUUUUCCCGACAGAGCAGCCCGAGCAGCCAAAGCCAAAGUGGAGACCGAGAGUUUGAACAGUUGCUGUCUCUCGUUCAAAACAUCUCACAAGUCGGUAACGGACAGUUGUUGCAUCAGCCCAGUAAAUCUUCCACAGAUUUGCCAGUAAAUAGCACCGGUCGGCCCAAAACAUCCAAAGUCAACAAAAUGUCCCGCCUCACAAAGUACUGUGUCACAGGGAUUCCCUCCGAGGUCAGUUUCGAAGACCUUCACGCAAAAGUGGCACCGGGCUCAAGAUCCCCGUCCAAGCUCGAUCCCUCUCCUUACUCCCUCCCCUGUGCACCAUCCCUGUCCAACGCCACCACCACCACCGCCAACGACACACAGGCUCAGCUCCACCCCGCCCCUCUCUGUUGCCCCCCCAUACAUCUCUCAAGCAUGGGGCCCGGGGCUGGAGCCAGCACUACUCUGGUUGUGGCUCCCUACACCUCCACCACCUCUUCCUCCUUCUCUACCAUCUCCGCCACUGACCCGCCCCUGGUCGAUGCACGCCACUCACUUCUCCCUGAGGAGACACAGCCAGCUAACAACCUGCCCAAUCAGGAGAGCAGACCUCACCCAGUGAAGCCAUUAACCUCCAGCCAAUCAGAGAAGAAGGAGGGGCGUUCGGUUCUGGAGAAGCUCAAGCACACGAUCCACCCGGGACGCGGCGCCGCCCACCAGGCUGCAGCUGAAGCUGAGAGGAGUCAGGAGGUUCCUGUGGACUACUCGGCUCAGUACCAGCACCUGACCAACAUGGAGCUGAUCUCCCUGCUGCUGCAGCAGGAGAUGGACAUGCAGAAGCAGCAGGCGGCCUCCGAGCGGCAGGAGGCGAAGCUGGGGAAAUGUGAGGCCGACCUGAAAAAGGUCAAGGCACAGGUGCGAGACAUGGAGGACUACAUCGAUAAUCUGCUGCUGCGGAUCAUGGAGCAGACGCCCACGUUGCUGCAAGUGCGAAACAGACACAAGUGA
This is a messenger RNA of Limanda limanda (common dab), 4311 nucleotides long. RefSeq names its product RAB11 family interacting protein 5b (class I) (gene rab11fip5b). Gene Ontology annotation, molecular function: small GTPase binding. Lineage: Eukaryota; Metazoa; Chordata; Actinopteri; Pleuronectiformes; Pleuronectidae. The transcript is spliced from 6 exons. Bases 1 to 4311 code for a protein of 1436 amino acids. Gene Ontology annotation, biological process: regulated exocytosis. The record is from RefSeq and is a predicted model, not a curated record. Gene Ontology annotation, cellular component: secretory granule; recycling endosome; phagocytic vesicle.